AUGGCGGUUACCCAUGAUAGGCGCACCGCGGGGCUUGAGCAGACUUUUCAAGGUAUCGAGCUUGUGCGCGUUGGAGCCCGAAAAGUGGAAUUUUGUGUCGUUGGAGAGCUGGUGCUGCAUUUUGGCGAGCAGAUUGCGCUGCAGCUUGGUGUCGAAAGGGUUGAUCAGCACGUCUGCAGUUGCCAGAGUGCUGUGGACGGGCUCCUCCACGAACGGCGAGCUCAUCAUGCCGGUAUCUUCGGUGACAAGUUUCUGCGGUGGAACCGCGCGUCUUUGUCGUUGAACACCUCAAACGAGGUCUUGUUGGCCAAUGGCACCUUCUGUUGGAUCAAUUUCUCGCCAGACCAAGACGUUGGACGUAUAACGUUCUCCUUCUUGGAAUUACCUAUCGUGUCGAGAUGGGACCAAAUACCGGCAGAAGCUAACGAACUUCCAGCCUCUGCAUCAUUGAAAACGGCAAACGACUUGGAAGAUGGUCUCGAGGAGGCCGUGCGCGUCGUUCCCAGCCCCCCACCAGACGGAUUGUUCAGAGCUCCCAGACCUUGGCGUUUCUGUGGUCCUGCUGCCGACUGCUGUUUGCGGAUCUUGAAGUUCUCAAACGAACGCGUCAAUCUCCCCAUCGGCCGGGCCUGCGAGUCGAGUCCCAUCUGGUACAAUUCCUCGGCUUUCUUAAAAUCUCCCUCCAGCUCCAUAAAAUUGGCAUAA
Ogataea philodendri is the source of this 705-nucleotide messenger RNA. RefSeq lists its product as uncharacterized. Bases 1 to 705 code for a protein of 234 amino acids. NCBI's taxonomy places the organism in Eukaryota, Fungi, Ascomycota, Pichiomycetes, Pichiales, Pichiaceae. The transcript is spliced from 2 exons. The record is from RefSeq and is a predicted model, not a curated record.